Molecule: messenger RNA, 3233 nt
Organism: Toxorhynchites rutilus septentrionalis
Lineage: Eukaryota; Metazoa; Arthropoda; Insecta; Diptera; Culicidae
Gene: aub
Product: protein aubergine
Exons: 6
Coding region: 222-2855 (877 amino acids)
Biological process (GO): regulatory ncRNA-mediated gene silencing
Cellular component (GO): P granule
Molecular function (GO): protein binding; piRNA binding
Source: RefSeq, a predicted model, not a curated record
GUUUUAAAAAGACGCGCUGAUUCCUCCGAUUGACCGGCGGAUUCUCCAUUACUGUUUUUUUUCCCAUCAUUGCUCAACUCACAUCUCUUUGCGUGUGUACAAGCGAGAAGAAGCUAUAUGCAUCGAUCAACAAAAAACAAAAAUGGUGUGCGAAUGUUUUGCUAUUGUUUACGUUAGUUUGAGGAUAAACGUGUUUUCCUAUACUAUACUGUUCUAUAAGAAUGUCUGAUCGGCAGUCUCAGGGUCGUGCCCGGGCGCGCGGGUACACUGCAGUGAAUUUAUCUCAUGAAAGUCGCGAAGGACGCGGACAGCCGUUGGUUCGUGGCAGCGGUGUUGGUGUUUCUGAACAUGGACCAAGACCAUCUUUUAACCAUCCUGGAAGUGGCGAAGGACGUGCUUUAGUCCACCGUGAUCAAUCAGCAGGGCGCGGAGCAAGUUCUAGUGGUGGUAAUGGUAACGGUAAUGGCAACGGCAGCAGUGGAGCCGGUACAAGUCGGGGAGCUAUGCGAGGUCGUCGUAACAUCGGGGAUACGCUUCGUACCCGUGCCUUGGAUGCGCCAUCGAAGCAUGGUACAACUGGACAACCACUCCAAUUGCACAGUAAUUAUUUCAAACUGCUGAAGCAUAUUGAAUGGACCCUUUAUCAGUACCGUGUGGAUAUUUCGCCACAAUGUGCCAGUUCAAGGCUUUUGCAAGGAUUGGUAAACGAACACAAGAAAAUCUUCGGGGGCUUUUUGUUCGAUGGCACACAAUUGUUUAUGGUGAACAAAUUGAGGAGCGACCAACUCACCCUCCAGUCACGGCACGAACGCACAGGGGACGUCUAUCAGUUGCGCAUUGUCCAUACCGGUACAGUAGACAUGACGAAUGAGACUGGUAUUCAAGUGUUGAAUUUGAUUCUCCGACGCGCUAUGGCUGGCUUGAAUCUGCAGCUGGUGGGAAGGAAUUUGUUCGACGCGGCUGCUAAAAUCGCCAUUCGCGAGUAUCAAAUUGAGUUGUGGCCAGGGUAUAUUACCAGUAUUCGUCAACACGAGCAAGAUAUUCUGGUGUGCUGCGAAGUGGCACACAAAACUAUGCGUAUGCAAACCUGUUAUGACAUUUUGCGUGAUUGCCAGAAACAUGAUCGCAACUACAAGGAUUCAUUCAAACGGGCUGUGCUCGGAGUUGUUGUACUUACUGGAUAUAACAAUAAAACUUACACGAUUAAUGAUGUCACCUUUGAGACGACUCCAGAAAGCACAUUCGACACUAAGGCCGGUAAAACAUCCUUUAUGGAUUACUACAAAUCAAAGUACAAUAUUCGCAUUAGAGAUCCACAUCAGCCUAUGCUUUUGUCGAGAGCCAAAAAGCGAGAUUUGCGAGCGGGAGGAAGUGAGCUGAUGGCAUUGGUGCCGGAACUUUGUCAAAUGACCGGUCUCACAGAUCAGAUGAGAUCUGAUUUUAGAAUGAUGCGUGCCAUGGCUGAUCACACCCGUCUGAAUCCCGAUCGGCGUAUCGAACGUUUGGAAACAUUCAAUAAACGUCUGCAGACAUCACCUGAAAGUUGUGAAGUAUUUAAGACCUGGCAGAUGGAGUUGGACAGACGUCUGGUAGAAUUGCCCGGAAGAUUGCUACCACAGGAAAUGAUAUUUUUCUCCACCACUGCAAAUGGUGUACAGGCAGGCGAGCAGGCUGAUUGGACCGCUCAUUUCCGUAACAAUCCUAUGUUCGCCACAGUCCGUUUGACUCGCUGGUAUCUCAUCGUGCCGAAUCGGGCAUCUCGUGAAGCGCGAGAUUUCCUUAGCUGUAUGGUACAGGCCGCCCGCGGUAUGCGCUUUGAAAUCGCUAAUUGUGAAGUAGUAUGCAUUCCUGACGACAAUCCUGGCACUUACGUGCGUACGUUGGACAAUAUCCUGAACAAGGAUCCUCAGCUUAUUAUGUGCGUCGUAUCUAACAAUAAGGCAGAUCGAUACACUGCUAUCAAAAAGAAGUGCUGCGUAGACCGAGCAAUUCCUACACAGGUGAUGGUUCAGAAAACUAUCACACCGAAGGGUGGAAACGUUCGAACGCUCAUGUCAGUCGCUACAAAGGUUGUCAUCCAGAUGAAUUGCAAGCUCGGCGGCGUUCCGUGGAAAGUUAAGAUUCCUUUGAAUGGUUUGAUGACAAUCGGUUUCGAUGUGUGUCACGACGCGAAGGAUAAGUCCAAAUCGUUUGGAGCUAUGGUCGCUACUUUGGAUCACGACAACAAGGGAACCCCCAAAUUCUUUUCCACCGUUAGCCAGCACACUCAUGGUGAAGAAAUUUCCAAUUAUCUACCUAUCAACACCGUAAAAGCGCUGAAUGAGUAUCGCAAGGAAUUCGGUGAAUUACCCAAGCGUAUUAUUUUCUACCGUGAUGGUGUUGGUGAAGGUCAGCUGCACUAUGUAUAUGAACACGAGGUCAAAUCCAUUGUUGAUAAGUUGAAUCAAAUAUACAAAUCGGCCGGCGUGGACCAGGAUGUACUGCUUACGUUCUUUAUUGUCAACAAAAGAAUCAACACGCGUUUCUUUGAUCACCGACAAAAUCCCAAACCUGGCACCGUUGUUGAUGACAUCGUCACACUUCCCGAAAGAACCGACUUCUAUUUGGUUUCCCAAUCAGUACGACAAGGUACGGUUUCACCGACCGCUUAUAAUGUAAUCUACGACACGUCCGGACUUAAGAUCGACCAUCUGCAAAUGUUAUCGUACAAGCAGUGUCAUUUGUACUACAAUUGGUCAGGAACGACACGCGUCCCCGCGGUGUGUCAGUAUGCACACAAGCUGUCGUUCUUGGUGGCGCAAUUCUUGCACCAAGCGCCGAGCAAUCUGCUCGAGAAGAAACUGUAUUUCUUGUAGGUUGUCCGUUUUUAUGAGUGCGCGAGAGGAAUCAUGAAGUCAUUUUACUUAGAGACCGUGUGUAACCGCUUAGGGUUACGUGUUCUGAAAUCUUUUUUUAGUUUUUGAUCUUGUGGAUCACAUCAAUUUGUUUUUGUUCUUUCCUUUUCCUAUCAUCUGUUAUCUACACGAGAGGUUGUUUUAGAACCUUGAUUACAAAUUUAAAACAGUCCGAAGUGGUUGUUAAAGUUUUGACAACAAAGGAAAAAAUAUGACUUAUUUUGUAUAACUUUCAGCUUCUUAUUCGACUCUAAAGAAAUCCCCACUUUCAGUCACAUUUGCACUAAUGAUUGCUUCAUGCGUACCUCAAAGACAAUGUUUAUAUAUCACAAAAUGUAA